GCAUGUUGUCCUCCAUCGCCGACAGGCUGCCCUCUCGCCUGCAGCUCGGCACUUUUGCUGCUCUCGCACUUUCUUUGCUGCUCAUUUCAAGACGCGCUGCACGCAAACUAGAUCGCCCUCGUAAAAUUCCUAAGCAGGAGGAGCGCGUUGUGAUCAUCGGGGCGUCCAGCGGAAUCGGACGGGAGAUUGCACAUGAAUACGCAAUAAGGGGUGCACGCGUGUGCGUCGUUGCGCGUAGGGAGGAGGAACUGAGAAGGGUCCUUGAGGAGUGCCAGGUCUUGUACGUGGAGGCAGGAUUUGGAGACACCGGGAGAGUCUUCAGCGUUGCCACUGACUUCACAAAUGUCGAGCAAAUGGUACAGCUGAGGGAAAGACUAAAAUUAGAGUGGGAUGGCGUAGAUACGGUUUUUGUGUGUGCAGGGGCGAGUGCGCUGCGACCUCUCAUGGAGGUCGCCGGGCUUGACAGACUCGCAAACGGGUUCAAUCCUCCGGAAGCCGGCGUCAUAGGCAUCCAGCAUACAGUGGACGUUGCUUCUACCGCUGCAAAGGUCAACUAUUUGGGUCCCCUCAUCUCUGCUGCGGCCUUCCUGCCGUUGCUCCAAAGUAGCUCUAUCGCCCCUUCAAUCGCCCUGAUCUCUUCUCUUGGAGCAGUCAUCCCAGCUCCUACUCGCUCUCUAUACUGUUCCACCAAAGCCGCGUCGCUCAUGCUCUAUCAAGCGCUCUCCAUCGAGCACCCCGCCGUUGCCUUCUCCCUCAUCAUUCCUACUACUGUGCGAGGCAGUUUUCGUUCAUCUGCUGUUGACGCCGGAGUAGUACGUGAAGUGGAUCCGAAUAAGGUCGGACUGAGGCCUGAAGCUGUGGCAAAGAGAUCUGUGAGGGCAGUGGAUGCCGGCGAAAAGCAUGUCUUCAUGCCGUAUGUCUUUGGUAGGUUUGGUCAUCUUCUGUAUUGGCUAGCGCCUAGUUUCGUGGAGUGGCGGGCGAGGGCAAAGUACAACUUCGCCUCGUAAUGCUAGUGCAGCUUCUGACAUUGUAAAGCUCUAUUGCAUGGACACCAUCACUGUUUUAACCCUAAACGUUGUGACGUUUCUAUCGUACACAGUUGUAUUUUACAUGUAACCAAUAGGACGAC
Messenger RNA from Laetiporus sulphureus 93-53, 1129 nucleotides. RefSeq names its product NAD(P)-binding protein. Gene Ontology annotation, cellular component: membrane. The record is from RefSeq and is a predicted model, not a curated record. The transcript is spliced from 3 exons. NCBI's taxonomy places the organism in Eukaryota, Fungi, Basidiomycota, Agaricomycetes, Polyporales, Laetiporaceae. The annotation marks the transcript as partial. Gene Ontology annotation, molecular function: oxidoreductase activity.